GUAAUUGAAAAACCGAAGUCAAACUUAGCUCUUGAUUCACAUUUGGUAGCUCUGAUUAUUGCUGACUUAGGCAUCAGAGUGUCUACCCCGAGGACCCACCUCGGGGCUUUGCAGGUCUACCGAAGUGAGCAAACAGGACCUUGAAGUACCCAAGUUCCCUUGCAACUACAUUGGCGCCGUCUGUGGGAAAUCGAGCUAAAAGCCUUAGUUAGCGACUGUCGCAAUGGUGAACACACGCUCAGCACAACACGGAAGCCCUCAACAAGGGCGCGGCAGAGGUCAACUUCCCGGUGGGAACCUCGCAUCUCAUACCGCCCCACCCCCUACAACCCAACCUCAGCAUAUAGAGGGAACUGGGGAGAACAAUCCAAAUUCAGCAGAAAACCUAAACCCCAUAGCCACCCAACUCAAUGUCAUGCAGCAGCAGUUCGGCGUGUUUCAACUUGUGCUCGCGCAACUGUUAGCCAGGGAUAACCCAGGUGACCCCCUCAUUACCCUACUCAAUCCCACCAACCAAAUACCUACCCAACAGCCUCAACACAAUAUGACCUCACCAGCCCGAACUGCAACUCUACCUUGCAACGACUCUCCAGCCCACUCACACAUGGCACCUCUACCUCAGCCCCCACCUCAGCCGGCCGUCUCAGACCUUCCCAAGGGGAACUCCGAAAAAAUGCUGCCCGAGAACCGAACUCCACAAACUCUGGCCCUCCCGAGUUCAGCCCCAAUCCCCACCCCCCUCAAUCCCAACAUUCUCCAAGAGCCGUACCCGUCAGGGUUCCGAAUGCCACAGCUUGAAACAUACGAUGGCACUAAAGACCCCGAUGACCACUUGCAUGCCUUUUGCUCCAUUAUCUUGCAGCCAAGCUCAGUCAGUUCCUAUGCCGAGCUGGCAGCGUUCUUCGCAACCAAGUUCUCCAGUCGUCGGUUAAUUAAGAAGACGACCUCCGAGCUCAUGCGAGUGGCCCAGAGGGAAGGCGAAUCCCUUAAAAAUUAUAUGAAUAGAUUCAACGAUGCAGUGCUCGAGAUCAGCUCUUUCAAUCAUGGUAUGGGGUUGGCUGCAUUGAUUGUAGGCCUCAAGCAUGACAGAUUCCGGGAUAGCCUGAUCAAGCAUGCACCUACCACCUUUGAUGAGGCCAACGAAAGAUCAUGGAAAUUCAUUCAAGCGGAGGAAUAUGCUUUGUCCGACAAAGCAACUCUGAGUAAAGAGGUCAGACCUCCGGCCUGGAGAGAUGAAGGGCAGAACAAGAAGAGAUUUAAACCUGCACAGAAUCGAGGCCCAUUCCCGCCCAGGGUAGACAGACCCCCAGCUGUAACUCAACCCAUGUCAAAGGAAAUCACCUGGACUCCAUUUAUACUGCCGAGCAAGUACUGCGACUUCCACCAGGACCACGACCAUACCACGGAGGAAUGUCAAAGCCUGAAGUCAGAACUGGAAGGCUUAGCUCGGAAAGGCAUGCUCAAUGAGUACGUCUCUAAAGGGGAUCAGCCUAAAUUCGUCCGGGAACAAGGACGACCAGGGGCACCUCGAGAGGCAAGCAACAGGGUCAGUGUUGGCUACCAACAAGCACCACCUCCACUCCCCCCACCCUCACGUAUCAUUCAUAUGAUCACAGGAGGGUUAGAAGCUGGCGGAAUGAGCUCAAAACAGCAGAAGUUGAAGCGCUCCGGACAUAAUGUACUAUCAUUGUUUCGAGAGCCUAGGUCUGACCCAGCUCUCCUACAGAAAUAUGACGGUCCUAUCUACGGCUUCAACAAUCAACCAGUCCCUGUGGAAGGCGUACUCACGCUUAAGGUAGCCUUCGGUUCAGGUCGGACAUAUGUUACUCCGUCAUCCCACCUAUGCAUGAAAUUCCCCACCCCUAUGGGAGUAGCAACUCUGAGAGGUAAUCAAGAAGUAGCUCGGCACUGCUAUAUGACCUCGGUCACUUUACCUCGGAAGGAUAAGCUAGUAAUGCCAGCUCCAAUUCAGGCAAAGAUACCAUCCGCCCAGCAGGUAAUGGGUAUAAAGCUGCCAGACUAUAGACCUGAUGACGACGCUAGAGCAACCCCAGUAGAAGAGGUGGAAGAAAUACAGCUUGACCCCAAUGACCCCACCAGAAAAACACAGAUUGGCACUAAACUCAAGCCGGAAGAGAAGGAAGAACUCAUUGAUUUCCUGAAGUCGAACGGGGACGUCUUCACCUGGACCUCGGCAGACAUGCCUGGGAUACCAGCUUCUGUUGCAGUCCAUAAGCUCGGCACUAACCCUUUGAAAAAGCCUAUAACACAGAAAAGGCGUCUGUUCAGGGGAGAGAGGCUACAAGCAAUCAAGGAAGAAGUGCAGAAGCUCUUACAAGCGGGCUUUAUUAGGCGGGUAGACUAUUGUGAAUGGGUCGCCAACCCCGUCCUUGUCAAGAAGUCAAACGGCAAAUGGCGAUAUCACCAGGUCCACAUGGCAUCCGAGAACGAAGUCAAGACCUCCUUUUAUGCCGGAGACGAGAUUUAUUGUUAUGUCAUGAUGCCAUUUGGGCUCAAAAAUGUAAGAGCCACAUACCAAAAAAUGGUGACUAUUGUAUUCCGAGCUCAGAUCGGUAGGAACUUGGAAGUCUACGUUGAUGACAUAGUGGUCAAGAGCCGCAGAGCAGAAGAUCACCUGACCGACUUGGGGGAGACAUUUAAUAAUUUAAGAAGGCACAGUAUGAAGUUGAAUCCAGCCAAGUGCGUCUUCGGAGUUGAAUCUGGAAAAUUCUUGGGGUUCCUAGUCUCUAGAAGGGGAAUAGAGGUCAAUCCCAAAAAAAUAAAGGCGAUAGAAGAGAUGAAACCGCCGAAGUCAAUCAAAGAUGUACAAUGCCUAACUGGGCGAGUGGCAGCCCUGCACAGAAAGGCGAAACCGAGAAACCCAGAAAGUUUGAAUGGACUCCGGAGUGUCAAACCUCUUUCGAAGAGCUCAAGGCAUACCUUAGCUCACCCCCCUAUUAACCAAAGCCGAAGAGGGGGAGACACUUUACCUCUACCUCGGAAUCUCAGAUACAGCACUCAGCUCGGUUUUGAUCAGGGAAACAGCACAGUUGCAGAGGCCAGUCUAUUACGCAAGCAAAGUGCUGUAGGGAGCCGAAUUGAGAUUUUGCAGAAACCAGAAUGUUCAGGCAGACUCAUCAAGUGGGCAGUGGAGUUGGGAGAGUUCCAGAUCACCUUUCAACAGAGGUCAUCAGUCCGAGGUCAGGGUCUAGCAGAUUUUGUAGUUGAGUGUACCUCCGACCAGAAAAACGUUGACACCGAAGUCGAACAGUGGACUCUUUAUGUGGAUGGUGCGUCUAACAACAAAGGGGCAGGAGCUGGCACGGUACUAAUUGGACCAGAACACUUCCGAAGUGAGCAUGCUCUGAAGUUCAACUUCGAAGCAACCAACAACAUGGCCGACUAUGAGGCCCUUCUGCUCGGACUUCGUCUUGUGGCCAAACUGAAAGUCACAUCUCUCCAGGUCUACAGCGACUCCCAGCUGGUGGUCAAUCAAGUAAAUUCCCUUUGCGAAGUAACAGACCCAGUUUUAGCCAAAUACCUAGCCCUCGUCUCUAAGCUGAAGUGCCAAUUUGAGCAAUUCAGGCUCACAAAAGUUCCGAGGUCAGAAAAUGAACAUGCAGAUUCUCUAUCACGACUGGCCUCCGACACCUCCCGAGGGGGGAGAUCUGUUUACGUUGAAGUCCUAAAUGCACCAAGCUUCCAGAAGAUAGAAGUACUGGAGGUCAGUACUGACCCCGAAACUCCGAGCUGGACUGACCCCAUCAAAGCCUACCUACAAGAUGGAACUGUCCCAACCGAUAAGCAAGAGGAGCUGAAGCUACGGAGAAAAGCGUCAAGAUACACCUUGCUUGAUGGCAUCCUGUAUAAAAGGUCCUACUCACUUCCCCUUCUCCGCUGUUUAACCCCCUAUGAGGCCGAGUAUGCUCUCCGCGAAGUGCACGAGGGUGUAUGUGGAAGCCAUGUCGGAGCUCAGACUUUGGCUCAUAAGGUGCUUUGUCAAGGAUACUACUGGCCCAACAUGCAGGAGGAUGCCGCGCAAUUUGUGCAGAAGUGCCAAAAGUGUCAAUUCUUUGCACACCUGACCCACCAGCCAGCAAAAGAACUCAGAAACUUAGUGGCACCAUGGCCUUUUGCCCAAUGGGGGCUGGAUCUGCUGGGUCCUUUUGUCAAAGGUGUGGGGGGAGUAACACAUCUGGUUGUGGCGGUCGACUACUUCACAAAAUGGGUCAAAGCACGACCCCUAUCCAGUCUGACCUUAAGAAGGAUUGAAGAUUUUGUCUUCAGUGCAAUCAUCUGCCGAUACGGCAUACCGAAUCAAAUUGUCACCGACAAUGGGCCUCAGUUCAAUUGCACCUCCUUCAGGGAUUUCUGCUCCAGCUAUGGAAUUAAAUUACUGUUCACUUCGGUUUAUCACCCUAAGACUAAUGGAAUGGUCGAAUCAGUGAACAAAGCUAUUCUAGAAGGAAUUAAGCCGAGGUUGGACCAGCUCAAAGCCAAAUGGGCAGACGAGCUCAACAACGUAUUGUGGGCAUACCCAACUACCACCAGGACGGCUACGGGCGAAACGCCCUAUCAUCUGGCUUUUGGGACGGAGGCAGUUAUUCCCGUCGAACUCGGCCACGCUCGACUCCGGACAAUAGCAUAUAAGCAGAAGAUCGCCAACUUUUAUAACAAACGAGUUCGACCUCGAAGCUUCAAGAUUGGUGACCUCGUCCUCAAAAAGGCAGGACUCACCGGCUUCGAGACCCGCUUCGGCAAGCUAGCACCGAACUGGGAAGGCCCGUAUGUAGUGGCUGAAGUACCCCACCCCGGCGCUUAUGUACUUCAAGAUGCCGAGGGUAAAAGGAUUCCUAGAGUAUGGAAUGUAAACAAUUUAAAGAAAUUCUACUCUUAAUAAAGCUCAUUCUUGUUCAGCCUAAAUGCCGCAUUUUUCGAAGUCCAGGCACACUUCUUUUUACCUUGCAAUAAAUUACGUUCAUUUUA
Molecule: messenger RNA, 4986 nt
Organism: Rubroshorea leprosula
Lineage: Eukaryota; Viridiplantae; Streptophyta; Magnoliopsida; Malvales; Dipterocarpaceae
Source: the annotation of a GenBank genome assembly